Molecule: messenger RNA, 837 nt
Organism: Populus trichocarpa (black cottonwood)
Lineage: Eukaryota; Viridiplantae; Streptophyta; Magnoliopsida; Malpighiales; Salicaceae
Product: sugar transport protein 4-like
Exons: 4
Coding region: 122-715 (197 amino acids)
Biological process (GO): transmembrane transport
Cellular component (GO): membrane
Molecular function (GO): carbohydrate transmembrane transporter activity
Source: RefSeq, a predicted model, not a curated record
AUUUGAAACACACACCCACAUUUUGGGACAGACUAACAGAGACUGCAAGACACUCAGUGUGGGAGAGGGCACUGAAAACGAUCCAAUCCUGUUGUAUAGAAACUAAUAUCAGCAGUUCCGUAUGAAUGAACCAAGAUUUUUAGCAUGGAGCUGGAAAUGCCAGACCAACUGCAAGGAUCUUCAUCUGAGGCAUCCCAACAAAACGAUACCUGGGCCGUCGUACAAAGCUUUCUUUGAAUUUUCUGCUAUCUGCAACCAGAUUCUGCAAUAUGGGUGCAAAAAUGAGCCUGCUAGCAUCACAGGUAUAGUUGUGGCAUGUAUCUGCUUCUUUGUUCCUGCUUUCUCAAUGCCAAGUGAAAUCCGGUCAGCCGAGCAAAGCAUUGCACUCUCGGUUAACAUGUUUUUCGCCUUCUCUAUUGCUCAAUUGUUUCUUCCUGUGCUUUCCCCCAUGAAAUGUGGCUUGUUCAUCUUCUUUGCGAGUUUUGUGGCAAUUAUGACUUCUUUAUUUAUUCCUUUCUUGCCUGAAAGAAAGCACGUACCAAUUGAAGAGAUGUAUAAAGUGUGGAAAGAACAUUUGUUUUGGAGGAAAUUCAUGCCUGUAGAUGAUCACCGAGCAAAUGUCACCUCCAAUGGAGAACCUUAUUUCAGGCAUCCAACCGGGAGGCAUUUUGUGCUAAAGCUUCAGAGUAUCGUUUCUCCAACUCGAAACAUGUAAACUGCCGUGGAGAGUAAUUUUUUUUAAAAAAAAUGUCUUAUUAAUUUGUUCAUGUCAUUUUUGUAAUAUAAUUGACGUGUUGUUAAAUUUUCAUGUCAUAUUAAAAGUGAAAAGAUUCAUAU